AUGGAAAUUCCACGAGAAAUUAAAGAAAAAGCUCGAGGCCGCCAACAGUUUAAGCACGGAGACCAAGUAAUUUAUGAAUGGGAACAGAAUUUAGAUGAAGUCUUAAUGUAUCUGCGCCCACCAGAAUGGGCUUUACCUAAAAACCAGCGAGCUCUGCGAGCUAACUUAAAGCCAGGUGAGUCUCUUCCAGAGCUUUAUGUAAAUAUUGAAAGAGACCAUAUAGAAAUCGGGAUCAGGCCUAACCCUCCUUUCCUUAAUGAAGAACUAGGCGGCUCAGUCGUAAAAUCAGAAAGCUACUGAAUGGUAGACAAUGACGAACUUGUCAUUAAUUUGCAAAAAAUGAGAAAAGCAGAGACCUGGGCUUCUUGUUGUAGAAGGCAUGGAGAACUAGACGCUUUUACCAAAACUGAGGUGCAGAAACAGUUAAUGCUGGAAAGGUUCCAACAGGAAAACCCUGGGUUUGAUUUUUCUAAUGCAGAGUUUAAUGGGAAUGUCCCUGAUCCUAGGACUUUUAUGGGUGGAGUUUCUUAUACUAAAUAA
Molecule: messenger RNA, 540 nt
Organism: Blepharisma stoltei
Lineage: Eukaryota; Ciliophora; Heterotrichea; Heterotrichida; Blepharismidae
Source: the annotation of a GenBank genome assembly